AUGCCCACCCCCGCCUCUGCCGCGCCCGCCCCACCGCCGCCGCCGCUUACCGCGUUCAUCUCCGGGCCCAUAACGCCACCCGCGCACUUCUUCGAAACCCACUACCUCCCCUUUCUCCAGCUCGCAGUCUCUCAAUCCCACAACUUCAUCAUGGGCCCGGCGGCGGGUAUCGACACACUGUGUCUAUCCCACCUCCUCUCCGCUCCCAUCUCGGCGUGCCGGAUCACCGUGUACCUCGCCGACUUCGAGAACCACACACUGCGGUCCUCAUACGCGGCGUUCGAGGCCGCCGGCGGGAAGAUCAAGGUUGAGGGCGCGACCACGGGCGCGAGGGAUGCCGCGAUGACGAGGGACUCGGAUUAUGAUAUCUUAAGGUAUUUGAACGAGCACGAGGCCAGGGAGUACUAUGGAGAGGCGUACACGCCUAGGAUUAGUAAUACGCAGAAGAAUGAACGUAGGAGGAGGGGAGAGCCACUGCAUUAUAACCCGGCGUUUGAGACGGAGGUGGUGAUCGGUAGCGGUGACGAUGAAGAUGGUGUUUCUCCCAUCAGACGGCGAUUCGUGCCCAUAUUUGGUGAGCCUGACGCCUAA
Molecule: messenger RNA, 591 nt
Organism: Tricharina praecox
Lineage: Eukaryota; Fungi; Ascomycota; Pezizomycetes; Pezizales; Pyronemataceae
Exons: 2
Coding region: 1-591 (196 amino acids)
Source: RefSeq, a predicted model, not a curated record